Messenger RNA from Aspergillus alliaceus, 1141 nucleotides. RefSeq lists its product as uncharacterized. The transcript is spliced from 5 exons. The coding region runs from base 56 to 1141 and encodes 361 amino acids. The record is from RefSeq and is a predicted model, not a curated record. NCBI's taxonomy places the organism in Eukaryota, Fungi, Ascomycota, Eurotiomycetes, Eurotiales, Aspergillaceae.
GCAACUAGUAGUCAAACACGACCAUCCAAACAACCACAAAAACAAACAAACCGCCAUGAAACACAAGGCCAAACGCAAAUCCAAGGGGAAAGGAAUAUCCAAACUCAAGAAAGUCCACCCCAACAGAAACAAAGACAGGUUAGAAUACAGAGUCUCAUCCGCUCCCCUUUGCUCUCUGAUCUCAUCAUGUGAAGACCUCACAGCCCAACUCGGAACAACCCUUAGCCUCGACGGCACUACCCCCAAGACCAGCGACAUUAACGCAGCAACGGAGGAAAAGCCAGGUGAAGGCAACAUCAGCGCCACAAAGGAACUACCCAGAAUAGGCUCGUUCAAAAGACGGUUGAAGGCGACCUUCACUGGUAGCCCCUUGAAACAGCCCGGCAACCCAAACAGGCACAGCUGCCAUAUUCACUCUCGGAGGAAAACGGGUCGUUCGCAGCGGUCUGGUCCAGUCACUGCUAGUUUUACGGGCAGCAACACAACGGGGGGUAUUCACAGUAGCCCGACAAAGAAGUCCCCUCAGGCUGCUGCUCUUUCUGUUCUGAGAUAUUUGAGAUAUAUUAGGGCUAAUAACGAUGCGUUUCUUUUGCGAUUUCUUGACUAUAUCUUUCUGGACCUAGAUUUUCUAGAGUCAGAGUCGUCGGGCAAGAACGGCUCUCUGAUCCCUAUGGAGGGCGCGAAGCAGCAUGUGUUGGGAGCAAACCCUUCAGAUAGAAAGUCUCCAUGGGUAGAAAACCAGGAUACCAAGAAAAGGGAUCUCAAAAAGCAGAUUGAGCACGUCCACAGUCUCACCGGUACUCAAGUGAAGACCGCAUCUCCCACUGAUACCAAAUCGCGACGCAGAGCGGACAAUAGCCGAGUAUGGAAUACCGUGAACUUGAGGUGCACUACCUGUCGUGGUAACUGUCCGGUCUGCGGCGUGGCAUGCUGCAAAUACGCAGACGCCCAGCAGACCAUAUCCAAGACAGAGUCAAAGUCGGAAAAGGCCGACCAUGCGAGGCAGGGCUUGCAAAUGAUUGAAGGGCUGGGAUCGCAUGUCAAAGAUAUGAGCACGAAUGCAAGCCUAACCCCUGGGGAAUCUGCGAUUGGCACGAUUGAGAUGGGAUAUAAACCGGCUUUACUACGAAAUACAUACUAA